AUGGCGUUCAAGAGUUUGUGCUUACUACUGUGUUUGGCGUUGUUUGCGACGGAAGCGCAUGGAUACAAGGACUAUGUGGCAUACAAACGCGCUGUUAACUUCUUCCAAGCUUGGCAGCAAUGUCGUCUCUUCGGCGGACAUUUGGCUUCCAUCGAGUCUGCAGAAGAAAACACGCGGGCUGAAGCUGCCAUUAUGGCGGCAGGAGAUUUUAGCAAAGAUUGGGCCAUUGGAGGCACUGAUCUUGGGUCCGAAGGUAAUUUCGUAUGGAUCGGGCUCAACAAAAAAACAACGUACACUAACUUUUACAAAGGCGAGCCCAACAAUAACAAUGGUGUGGAAAAUUGUCUUGUGAUGGGAGUCGCAUCUUCGAGACAGUGGAAUGAUGUUGCUUGUGAUUCUGUAGCUGGUGGGUUCGUGUGUGCUUUCGUGCGUCAAUAA
Messenger RNA from Anopheles marshallii, 438 nucleotides. RefSeq names its product perlucin-like protein. NCBI's taxonomy places the organism in Eukaryota, Metazoa, Arthropoda, Insecta, Diptera, Culicidae. The coding region runs from base 1 to 438 and encodes 145 amino acids. The record is from RefSeq and is a predicted model, not a curated record. Gene Ontology annotation, molecular function: signaling receptor activity. The transcript has 2 exons.